GCUACUAUCUGGACCUUCCGAGACCGACGCACUUUAAUGUGCAAUAUGACCCAUGACACUGUAGGAUCAACUUCAAGCCGAUUUGGGUAAAUCGGAGUUCGAAAUUGAACUUGAAGAGCUGCAGUCACCGACGCCAACAAGUUGGAAUGAAUCAUUAAUCAUUCUUGAUGUCAUAACUUUUGAUAUUCUCGACCAGGAUUACAGCUGUGCGAUGCAACAGCCCCAAGUUAUGGCCCAGCGCUGCCUUACAACAUUUCUGUUGUAUGCCACUCAUGCUCCCGCCAUCGUCAAGAAACUCGACAUUGCUCGUUCUUGUUUCGUCUCUGGACCUAAAUGCAUUCCUCCUUGUUUCCAUCAGAUUGUGGAAAUUUUAUCAUGCACCGUUGACCUGGCAUCUCAUUUUACGAACGUUGUCGGACGUCUGGGUGCAUCACACACGCUGCUCAAGCCAGGAUCUGCCGCCCCUACGCAAAACCUUUAGACGACUGCAUCCUCCACGCUAUGAAGCAUGCAAUAUGUCUAGUUUGGUUGCCGCUGUUAUUCUCCGCAAGUGGAAUAACCGCUCUGCAAGCCCCGUACGACCCCCUGAAUUUGUCCUGUUGGGUAAAAAGUGGCCCUCCGCCUCGAAAUGGGUUUCGUUGAACGUAUCCCGGGAAGGAUGAUUUGAAAAUCUGCAACCUUGGGCUGCUCUAUGCUACUCCUCCUAUGCUCUGUUCGACUACGAAGAGUGCCAGACAGUCCUUAUUGGGUAUGACAACGAUACGAUGCAGGGAAGUGUCCC
This is a messenger RNA of Suillus subaureus, 781 nucleotides long. RefSeq lists its product as uncharacterized. Lineage: Eukaryota; Fungi; Basidiomycota; Agaricomycetes; Boletales; Suillaceae. The transcript has 3 exons. The record is from RefSeq and is a predicted model, not a curated record. Bases 264 to 662 code for a protein of 132 amino acids.